AGCUCGCUAUCCUCUAGUGCGCUCAAAGCACCAGGUCCUUGGCCGAAACUGCGAGCCGUGCGUCGGGACCCGAUUCGGAUUUUACGAAACCUUUAGUCACGUUUUCGAGUUUGUGAUGGUCAACGCGGCGGGAAGUAAACAGGAUCAAAGCAGACAUUUUGGUUUCAAGCAAAAGGCUCGCAGUUCCGCGUCUCUUAUCGGUGAAGGGACCAAACGCAAUAUUGCCGAGAAAACGCUUACUGUGUCUUCUCGGCGUUUAUCAAGGAAAGAUCUUUUUUACGGCCUUCAUUCUUCAAGGAAUGUUCAGCCUGUUCAGUCUUUGAAACAGAAAGGUGCAAGCUCUAAGAUCCCUCAGCAAAAAGCAAGAUCCUCAGUCUUAGUCAACAUCAACACAAAGAAAGCUAUGCAUCCUGAAGAGGUUCAAAUUUCUAGACCGUUGGCGGGUUUAAUGGAAGUGAAGAAUUUGAAACCACAAGAAGGCCUAGAAGAUGACAUUGAUGUUGAAGAGGUGGAAUUGAGCACAGAAAAUGGGAAUAAUGAAGAGCUAAAUGGUAAUGGCUUUCACCACAAGGAAAAUGGUCACUCUGUUCAUCCUCAAGCAGAGAAGAAUGAAGUUCCACUUGAAGAGAAAUUGCAAGCUGAACCUUUCAAUGGUGCUGACGUGAAAUCUGUUCUGCGUCUCAAGAGUUCUCGGCGUAACUCUACAAGCAGUCGCUCUUCCUCUGUCUCAUCUGCCCGUUCUCUGAAGCAACAACUGCCUACAGCUUUGCAGAUGGAAGUCAGCAUGGAUUAUGAUGAAAGGGAACACAUGGAGCCACUUAUCAUUGAAGGCACUGCUGAGGAUCUGGAAGUUAGCAUGAGUGUAUCUCAUGACGAUGCUGAUGAUGGUGUCACUACUGACUCGGAAGCCCCUGUAGAGGUACCCGUUGAUAAUGAUGAGUAUGAAGACGAGAGUGUUGGGUCAGAGCAGGCAUCAGAGGCAGAGGUGCCAAAGAAGGUGAAAUCUCCAAAGCCCCCAAAGGCUGCUAAAAUUGGCAAGUCGCCUAAAACUAAAGCUGAGCUGAAAGUGAGCCAUGAGAAAGUGAAGACGCCUCGUGCCAGGAAAGGAAGCAAAACAGCUCCCAAGAUCUUUGAUGAAGUAGAUGAUUAUUCUGAUACCAACUCAGUUUCCAAAGAUGACACUGAAUCUGAAGAUCUCAACAUGAAAUACCAGAAGUCUCCUUCCAAGCGGUCCAAAUUGACACCACCCAAGCUGGCCCCCGUUGAUGAAUUGGAGCCCGAAGACAAGGAAGAGGUUGAGCCUGCUCCGAGGAGAAGUUCUCGCACUCGACAAACUCCUCAAAAAUAUAACAGCGCUCAAUAUGUUGAGUCUUACUGGGAUGAAGACCGUUUGAACAAUUCUGAUGCACCUUUCAGCACUGCAAUUCGCAGUGUGAAAGGCAGACGAUCAUUGCGGAAGUCUCGCAAUAUCAGUGCUCUCAAUUCAUCUCUUCACAAUGAGUCCUCUCCCUGGGAUAAUGAGUUCAAAGUUCUCACUCCUUGUGGUGGUGGUGUAUCUGUUCACAAUGUAUCCGUUUCUGACAAUGUGGACAUCAGUACUCCUGUCAAGCGCAAAGCUGAAGAUGAAAAUGAGGAAGAGAAUGAUCGAGGCCAGAAGAAAAUGUGUGUGGAGAGCACAGAUUUGGAUAAUUCGUCUGCGAGUCAAACCUCUAGUUUCUUCUCUGUUAUAACUUCCCCAAUUAUGCUACUGAAGAACAAACUUCGAGGAUCUUACGUGAGCAGCAGCACACCUGUCAAGGAGCAGCUAGCUGACCCCCAAAUGGAUGUAACCGAACCAUUGGAUGCUGAUAAUAAGGAUGUGGAGGUUGCAGCAGAUGCCGAAAAGAAAGAUGCUGAUGUUCCUGAAGAAGCUUCAGCUUCACCCACCUCCACCGUGGAUGCACCAGAAGUACAAGUAAACCGAAACUGGUGCUCAAUUAUGUAAUUAUUGUAAAUUUUCUGUGUAUUUGCUUACACACAACACACACUUUUACUUGAUUUAGUCACUUGCUCGCUUUUAGUAUAGUCAGUCUGGUGAGGAAGUAUCUUAAACUGAUAAUGAUUUUGUCUUGAAUUUGUGUUGUGUGUCUGCAAAUAUGUUAAUUCACUUUCUCUACCAGCUUCUUUGGACAUUUUAGUUCAUGAAAGUUGUGUUAUAGUUCAACAUUCAUUUGCUUUGAUUCUCCUUGGUAUUAGCAGAUUAUGCUUUUAGGGUCUUUGUAUCGUUUGUUUUAUUGUGAAUGACUUUAGUAUUCUGAUCAACAUUUUAUCUGAAAUUAUGACGUAAAUUGAACCUUUACAAAGUAUGUUUAUAGUCUAGUAAAUCCAUGGUUCCAUCCUAUUUCUUUUUGGUACAUAUGUUGUUUUUUUAAGUUAUGUAUCGUAUGAGACUGAUCACAGUAUUUUUCAUUUUACUUUAGGCUAGCCCUUCCCAUGACACUGGUAAUUGGUGGGACAUUAUUACGUUCCAAACCUACUCAUUUCUCUUGAUAAAGUAGUAGCUUCCAUGCUAUGAUUUUUGUUUCAUAUUCCUUUGUUGUAUUUUAAGUAAAUUUUAUGUUGAACAUAAUGUACUUCAAUUUAGUAUUAAAGACAUGUUUCAUUUUA
Molecule: messenger RNA, 2646 nt
Organism: Thrips palmi
Lineage: Eukaryota; Metazoa; Arthropoda; Insecta; Thysanoptera; Thripidae
Exons: 3
Coding region: 116-1984 (622 amino acids)
Source: RefSeq, a predicted model, not a curated record